Salvelinus fontinalis (brook trout) is the source of this 5100-nucleotide messenger RNA. Its product is annotated as cohesin subunit SA-2. Gene Ontology annotation, cellular component: cohesin complex; chromatin; nucleus. Bases 171 to 3740 code for a protein of 1189 amino acids. Gene Ontology annotation, molecular function: chromatin binding. The transcript has 32 exons. The record is from RefSeq and is a predicted model, not a curated record. Lineage: Eukaryota; Metazoa; Chordata; Actinopteri; Salmoniformes; Salmonidae. Gene Ontology annotation, biological process: sister chromatid cohesion.
UCCACUGGGUGGCGCUGUCACAUCAGGGACCUGGCACUGCUUAUUGACAGCUGCUUUUUGAAAUUCUCAUGCUUCUGCAACUCGGAAACGUCACUGGACACAUCUAUACUCAUAGCUCUACACUGAAACACACACCACCUCCCCCAGCUCCUGUGGGAUGAUGUGAAGAGAUGAUAGCAGAACCUACAGUCACCUCCAGGUCCUCAGUACAGAAUGAGAACUUGGCUGUGGACGUAAACUCCUCUGGAGCUGUCAAUCACACAGUGGGCGGAGCCCGGAAUGAGAACAGACAGAAGAGUUUGAGAGGGAAGAGGAGGGCACGGGGGGGCUCUGAGAAUGCCAAGCGCCGACACACCAAGGUAACCAAUGGCAGUCUGGGUCAGGCACAGAACAGACACCUCAAACAUGGGGACAUUGAGGCCGUCACAUUGUUCGAGGUGGUCACCAUGGGCAGGAGUGCCAUGCAGGCUGUAGUUGAUGAUUGGAUUGAGGCGUACAUCACAGACAGAGACUCUGGCCUCCUGGACCUCAUUAGCUUCUUCAUCCAGUGUUCUGGUUGCAAAGGUUUGGUGACAGCUGAGAUGUUCCAAAGCAGGCAGGAUGAUGUCAUGAGGAAGAUGGUGGAGGAAUUGGAUGAGGGUUCGGGGCUGCAGUAUAAGAAAUUCCUGGCCUUCCCCUGGAUCCUCACAGUCACAUGGCCCAUGGACAUGGACAGUGGGGAAUAUCCUCUCACCAUGUCUGGUCCGUACUGGCGCCGGUUCCGUGGUGAGUUCUGUGAGUUUGUGUCGGUGUUGGUAACCCAGUGUCAAUACAAUGUGAUCUUUGACAGCUACCUCAUGGACACACUCAUCUCUCUGCUCACCGAGCUGUCCGACUCCCGUGUACGAGCCUUCAGACACACCUGCACAUUGGCAGCAAUGAAGUUGCUAAGCUCUCUGAUUGGAGUAGCCCUUAGUCUGAGUGUGAGUAUAGAGAACAGCCAGAGACUGGGCGAGGUGGAGAGAACCAAGACAUCAGGAAGACGCAACUCACCAAGACUGGAGAGAAUAAACAGGAAGACCACAGAGCUGCAGGAUAGAAGGGUGGAGAUAGAAAACAUGAUGGAUGCCAUAUUCAAAGGAGUCUUCCUGAAGAGAUACCGGGAUGUGCUCCCAGAGAUCCGGUCCAUGUGUAUGGAAGAGCUGGCUGUGUGGAUGAAACUUUACAGUCCAGUGUUUCUGACUGACAGCUACCUCAAAUACAUGGGCUGGAUGAUGCACGACAAGCUACCUGACGUGCGUCUGAAGUGUGUGUUGGGGCUACAGGGUCUGUACGGAGACCCGCUCCUCCUGCCCAAACUAGACCUCUUCAACAGCCGCUUCAAGGACAGGAUGAUCUCUAUGACUCUGGACAAGGACCACGAGGUGGCAGUACAGACCCUGAGACUACUCACACUCAUCUCCCAGUCAGCUGAGGAGGUUAUUAAUCCUGAGGACUAUAAGCAGCUGUUCCAGUUGGUGUUCUCCUCACAUCGCCCUCUGGCUACCGCCGCAGGAGAGCUGCUCUACACACGGCUGCUCAGCUCCCCUACUCAGGCACCUGACCUCAGAGAGGGGGCGAGUGAGCAGGACACACACACACAGCUGACGACAGCCAGAGUGAGGGCUCUGCUGCACUUCUACCAGGACAGUGAGCUCCAUCAGCAUGUAGUAUAUCUGGUGGACAGUCUGUGGGACUGUGCUGGUGCCAUGCUGAAGGACUGGUCAUCUCUUACCUCAUUACUGCUACAGGACCCCUCCACUCAGGAUGCAGAUCUGAGUGCUGGAGAGCAGUCUCUGGUUGUAGAGUUAUUGGUGGCAUCAGUGCGUCAGGCUGUAGAGGGACCCCUGCUGGCGGGAAGGAGCACAUGCAAGAAGGUGGUAGGUGCCAGAGAAAAAAAGUCUCCGGUAGAUGACUGUGGCAGACUCACUGAACACUUCCUCAAGGUACUGCCACAGUUGCUGAUUAAGUAUUCAGGGAGCCCAGAAACUGUGGCAUCUCUUUUGAAGAUACCUCAGUACUUACACCCAGACUCGCCUCAUGCAGAAUUCCCACAGGCGUUGUCGGGCCUGCUGGCUGAGAUGGGAGCUGUUUUGGAGCUCCACACUCACCCUGCGGUGCUGGAGGCGGCUGCUCGCUCAUACCUCAGCCUGUGUGGAGAGGAAACAGCCUGGCACCCCCUGGCACGACCUGGCAGAGACGCAGUGGUCCAAUGCUGGGCAGACAGACUGGCAGCACUGCUGGGUGACGCACUGCAGGAUGGCAACUUCACUGCUGAUGCGGAAAAGACAGGAGAGAUUCUAUCCACACUGAAGAAACUCACUGCUUUCCACAAUGCCCAGGACCUGUCUCGUUGGGGACUGUAUGAGCAGGUCUUUCCUCUUCUCUCAGUGGAGAUCAUUCAUGGUGGAUUACCUACACAGCUGACAGUGGAAGCUCUGCAGUGUGUAUCUUACUCUGUCCUCUGGAACCUCAACACCAGCGGAGAGACCCUGACCUCACGGGAAAAGGCUGUCGCCCAGAGGAGUCAGAUGAGAGCAUUGUGUGAGAAGUGUCUACGUUGUCUGUCCCACAACGAUCAGAGUGUGAAGGAGCAGGCAUUCCUGUCUCUGUGUGAUGUCCUGACGGCCCACAACUACCAGUUGCAAGUGUGGGAUCCCUCGUCUUACGGCCCCCUGCUCUACACUCCCGACCCGAAACUUCAGAGGGCGCUGCUCGCCUUCAUUCUGGAGCACGUCUUCACUGGAGCAGAGUACGACAGCCACAGCAGGGGUAGUGAUGUAGAGUCUGGUGAGGGGAGGUUGGAGGAGCUCCACAGACGUAGGAGCUUAUUGGCAGGCUACUGUAAACUCAUAGUACACGGGGUGCUGGAGAUGAGUAUGGCUGCUGAUCUCUUCAAGUAUUACAUGAAGUAUUAUAAUAACUUUGGUGACAUCAUUAAGGAGACUCUGAGCAGAACGCGGCAGAUGGAUAAGAUAGAGAGUGCUCGCACGCUGGUGCUCUGUCUGCAACAGUUGUUCCUGCGUCUGAAGCAGGAGCAGGACAGUGGAGUCACCUGUAGCUCAGGUGUCCAAACAUUCAGCAGCAUCAAGGAGCUGGCCAGGCGCUUCUCUCUCACCUUCGGCUGGGACCAGACAAAGUCCAGAGAGUCCCUCGCUCUGAUCCAUAGGGACGGUAUAGAGUUUGUUUUUCAGGGCUUUGUCCAGAGAGCAGAGAAGCCCUCUCCUCCGUACCUCUCCUACCUCACCAUCCUCAGCGAGUUCUCCAGCAAGCUCCUCAGACCAGACAAAAAGAUUGUUUACACCUACCUACAGAGGUACGUAAGUGAACAGACCAUCAGUAACAGAGAGGAGUGUUGGCUGCCACUCAUCUACUACCGAGCCUCCUUAUUGGCUACUGGGGCUGAGGGGGAAGAUGCGGUGUCCUUCAUCAGCUCUGAUACGCUAAAACAACCGUCUCUAGCCAAUCGCUCACGCUCUCCCUCUGUCAGACACAGCCCUACUGCUGACGGAGACAUGCGGUCGCCGUCUGCUCUUACCUCUUCUGAGACCAAAGUAAGGAGGCCCCAUAAGUCCAGCAGCAGUACAAGCCCAGAGGACAGGAAGCCAGAGGUUGACCUUGGUCCCAUCGUCAGGGAACCCCCGCCGACCAUAGUGAUAUCAGAGGAGCCGUUCCACGCUAACGAGGAACUGGAUGUGGACACCGUGGAGGUUGACCUGUGAACUGGAAGGUGGAUCAAAUAGGAAAAAAAUAUUUGUCACAUGCUUUGUAAACUAACAGUGAAAUGCUUACUUACGGGGCCCUUCCCAACAAUGCGGAGAGAAAGAAAAUAGUGACGUAAUAAUAUGUACACCAAUGAGUAAUGAUAACUUGGGGUACCGAGUCGAUGUGUAGGUGUACGAGGUAACUAUGUACAUAUAACUAGGAAUAAAGUGACUAGGCAACAUAACAGCAGCAGCAGCGUAUGUGAUGAGUCGAUCUAAAAAUGGAUGGGAGGCAAAGGAGGACUGCAUAUGUCUAAGCAAUAUGACAAACAUCACCUUGCCUAUCAGAAAGGAUGUGGUGGUAGUACCAUAUUGCUUAUAACUCCAAUGCCUAUUGAUAUCUACACAGGUGGCUAGGGGUCGUGUCUGAACAGGGAUGGAAUAGAGGGCUGAACAUCUGAAGGGGGUGAACACCCGUAUACACGUCUUAGUUAUCAAAAGGGACGACAGUCUUGCUUCCUCUCCUUCAUGGCACUGAUUUGAAAGAGGAAGAAAAUAGGAUGGGUGAAAGUAAUAUGGCGUAUGCUUUCCCCCAUCCAGAUGUAGGAAAAAGGAGAUGAGACAUGCAAGCCGCUUUAGUCUAUUGAGACAUGGUUGGAGUAUUUUUCUGUAACCUCAUUUAAACCAACUGUCAAAGUAGAACUGGCUCUUUUGACAAAGUAUUUUUCGUUUUACAGCUUCCAGCCCAUGUAGACAUAAUUUGACAGUCUUCCUUAGAGAAGAUGCUGUACCAAUGGUAGGUUAAGACUAAUUACACUGGGUAUACCUCCAUUGUUGUGGUGCAUUGUGGAUAUAAGCUCUUUAUUUGUAUUGAAACCAAUGUAUCCGCUGGUGCUGUUAUAAUUGGGCUUCGCUCUUGGGAAAGUCCCUCUAAGAUACUAAAUGAUAAAGAUUGUACUCAAGCUUGAAAGAAUGACUCAAUUGUUUAUAUCAACAGCUUUUAGGGAAAGCUAAUGGGCUCGUUUUUUACACUAAAAGCAUAUAUGAGAAUGUCAACGUUUUAAUUUUGAUGAUAAAAUAAGCAUAUUGUGUGUGUGUGUAUGGGGUUGGGGGUCAUAUAGACAAUGAUUAUCAAUGAGUCAGGUUGUUGUACCAGUGUUGUAGACGAUUAAACUGCAGAUGUGCCCUAGCUAGUAGGUGAUUGUGUUAUGGCUCAGAUGAUGUAGGUGAGAUCUUUAUCGGAUUAUUAUUGAAACACACCACUGUUCAUUUGUUGUUCUAAUGGUAGAUUUUUAUACAACAGUGUGGUCAUAGUAACUGAUCAGACCUGUUUGAAAUUGACUUGUGUCAUUGGAAAUAGUACCAUGAAUAAAUAUUA